AUGAUCGCCGAUACAUACGGUAUAAGCUGGCAUCACUUAUCUAAUUCCUUGACGUUCGCGUCAUAUUUACCAACUAACUAUGGCUACAAGUUAUUCAUUCCAUAUGCGAAGCAAACCAUUUUGUGGGAAAUUUAUUUUAAUCCUUUAUUUCCGGAACUUGGACCCGAAAUCGUAAUUAAUGGAGAAGAAUUUACUGAAACAAAAGAUUCUCUGAGUUUAUUAUGUGGUUUACCUGAGCUAAUCAAAUGGGAUCUUGCUGAGAAAAUGUCAUUGACAAAUGUUUUGAAUCAAUUUUUGAGUUUCUUCAAGUGUCAACAAAUUAAAUGCCUGGAAAAAAAGUCAGAAAAAUUAUUUUCCGAAUAUUUAUCGUUGCAAAGAACAUUUAAUCCGGAAAGUGUAGAAGUUCUUGUAAUGAACAAUUCGAAACAAACAGAAGUAAAGUUUUAUAUUAAAUUGCAUCAAAAUCUACAAAAAAAUUUGGCUGUACGCAACUGCAAUAUGAAUCAUGAAACUUCAUUAUUUAUAAACUAUAAUGGACCUUUGUUCAAUCGUAUUAUGCCAGAAUUAUAUUUAUCACCAUAUCUUACAUAUUUUUUUAACGACACUGAAUCAUUACAUAUUCCAUAUUUAAAAGAAUCUCAACGUACUGUCGAUUAUGCUAACGAAAUCCAAACAAUCGUCCAAAAUAAGAUAGAUAGACAUUUACAGAGUAUGGUGGAACGUAAAAUUUUUAUUGCAUCACUGAUGGUUUUACAACAUGAAUCUAUUAUAGAAUAUGAUGUGACAACUUACAGAAGAAUCUCUUUACUGUUAGAACAUUUGGAGCAGCAUUUUGUUUUGAACUUUAAUCUACCGCUCCGUUUUCCUCAUGAGCAGUUUCUCCUAUCUAUGCAUAGUCUACAUCACAAAUCUGAUCAAGGUAAGGCGUAUUCUAAAAUGGUUGAUAAUUUCCCAUUUUCUCCAAGAUGGGAGCCCAAAAAAAUGAUAGGAAAAGUGUUAGAACAUGUCAUUAACAAGGAGCUUAAAAUUAUAUCAUAAUUUUCGACAUAAAAGUUAUACUACUGACGGUGUCAUCCAAGGAAUAAACAUAAGCCUUA
Molecule: messenger RNA, 1097 nt
Organism: Copidosoma floridanum
Lineage: Eukaryota; Metazoa; Arthropoda; Insecta; Hymenoptera; Encyrtidae
Product: BRISC and BRCA1-A complex member 2
Biological process (GO): double-strand break repair
Cellular component (GO): BRCA1-A complex; BRISC complex
Source: RefSeq, a predicted model, not a curated record